Paramecium primaurelia is the source of this 645-nucleotide messenger RNA. The record is from the annotation of a GenBank genome assembly. NCBI's taxonomy places the organism in Eukaryota, Ciliophora, Oligohymenophorea, Peniculida, Parameciidae.
AUGAUUUAAAAUGAGAUAGCAGAAUGUAUGAAAAAAAUGACAACUUAUCUUGAUACAAAUGGAUAUAAGAAAUUUAAGCUUUUUCAAGCUUAAUCUAAUUAUUUUGAUUUGAAUUAUGAGGAGAGAAAAACAUUAUUAUAAGCUCCUUCUAUAGAUUAUUUAUGCAAAUCUAUCAUAAUGGAAAAUACAAAAUAUGAUGAUUCCUAUCCUGAUCAUUAAGUCAAUCCAAAAUAUAUAUGUGUUGUAGUUUAAUAUAUUACAAAAUUAUAAGGGGAAAAGGUAUGAAAUUUAAGAACAAUAUUAGAUAAAUAAAUAUUUUAAAUAGUUAUAGAAUCAAAAGUACCCAAAUAAAUAAAUAUCUAGAAAUAAAUUACAUUUUAGAUUAACAUCAGAUGAAGUAAAUAAUUAUUAAUUAUAUAAGAUGUCAUAUUAAUUAAGUGGAUAUCAAUUUAAUGCUAUAACACCUUUUAAUAUGAUAUAAAAUAUGCCAUUAUUGAUUUCUGAUAAAAUUUUGAAUUUAGAAUAUAUAUGGUUUGGAGGUGGACAUACAGAUGUUAAAUUGAGAAUGGAUGUUAUGAAAUGCGCACUUUCUAUCCAAAUAAGGUUUAUAAUUCAGAUAUUAUUAUGUAAUAACAAGAAUAAUGA